GGGGUCCUUACAGACGAGAAGUGUCAGCGGCUAGCAGUGGGCAGUCAGUAGCAACUAACAUCAUGCCGACUGUCAGCGUUAAAAGAGAUCUUCUCUUUGAGGCUUUGGGCAGAACUUACACUGACGAACAGUUUGAUGAGCUAUGUUUCGAGUUUGGUCUGGAGCUCGAUGAAAUUACCUCGGAGAAAGACAUCAUUAGCCGUGAGCAGGGGGACGCCAAGGCGGAGGGCGCUUCGGAUGUUAUCCUGUACAAGAUAGACGUCCCAGCUAACCGCUAUGACCUGCUGUGUUUGGAAGGGCUCGUCAGAGGCCUGCAGGUCUUCAUGAAAAGGAUCGAAGCUCCUCGUUACAGACGUGUGAGACCAGCCAGCGGUGAGCCCCAGAGGCUGCUCAUCACUGAGGAGACUGCAGCGGUGCGCCCCCACGCCGUGGCCGCAGUGCUGCGCAACAUCACCUUCACCAAGGAGCGCUACGACAGCUUCAUCGAGCUGCAGGAGAAGCUGCACCAGAACGUCUGCAGAAAAAGGACACUGGUGGCCAUUGGAACUCACGAUCUUGACACCCUCUCUGGUCCCUUCAUCUACACUGCCAAACCUCCCGGGGACAUCCGCUUCAAACCCCUCAACCAGGCCAAGGAAUACACCGCCACCGAACUCAUGAGCCUGUACAAGGCGGACAGCCACAUGAAACACUACCUGCACAUCAUUGAAGACAAGCCCGUGUACCCCGUCAUCUACGACAGCAAUGGCGUGGUCCUGUCUAUGCCUCCCAUUAUCAACGGAGACCAUUCCAAAAUCUCUCUAAACACAAAGAAUGUUUUCAUCGAGUGCACAGCCACGGAUCUCACCAAGGCGAAAAUUGUGUUGGACAUGGUUGUGACGAUGUUCUGUGAAUAUUGCGACGAACCAUUCACGGUGGAGGAGGCUGAGGUGGUCUAUGCUGACGGCAGGACCUGCAUGUACCCGGAGCUGGCUUACAGGAAGGAAAGGAUAUCUGGAGAUUUCAUCAACCGCAAAGUGGGAAUCAAUGAGACAACAGAGAGCAUCGCCCAGCUGCUGACCCGGAUGUGCCUGCUCUCGGAGGUCACGGGCGAGGGCGAGAUCGAGGUGGAGAUCCCGCCCACCCGCUCCGACGUCAUCCACGCGUGCGACAUCAUGGAGGACGCCGCCAUGGCGUACGGCUUCAACAACAUCGUCCGCACCACGCCACGCACCUACACCGUAGCCAAUCAGCUUCCAAUCAACAAACUGACAGAGUUGCUGAGGCAGGACCUGGCUAAUGCUGGAUUCACCGAAGCUCUCACCUUUGCCCUGUGUUCACAAGAGGACAUCUCAGACAAGCUGGGGAAGAAGAUCAGUGAGACCAAGGCAGCACACAUCGCCAACCCCAAGACCGCAGAGUUCCAGGUGGCGCGCACCACCCUCCUGUCGGGCCUGCUGAAGACCCUGGCUGCCAACAGGAAGAUGCCUCUGCCCCUCAAGCUGUUUGAGAUCUCUGAUGUGGUGCUGAAAGAUGAAACCAAAGACGUGGGCGCCAGGAACAACCGGCGCCUGUGUGCCGUCUACUACAACAAGAGCCCCGGGUUCGAGGUGAUCCACGGGCUGCUGGACCGGGUCAUGCAGCUGCUGGAGGUGCCGGCAGGCCAGGACCAGGGCUACCACAUCCAGGCAGCGGACGACUCCACCUUCUUCCCAGGGCGCUGCGCCGAGAUCUUUGCGCGAGGGAAGAGCAUCGGGCGGCUCGGGGUCCUGCAUCCCGACGUCAUCAACCGCUUCGAGCUCACCAUGCCCUGCUCCGCCCUGGACAUCGACAUCGAGCCCUUCCUGUGACCUCCUCCCCCGCCCCCCCUCCAACACACACACACACACACACACAUUUAAACAUGGUCCGAUGAAACUUCAGUGGUUCAUGCACUCAUCUAAUAGUCUCAACUCACGCCCAGUGUGUGAUGUCAUAACCCGGCCCAGUUUGGCAUGGAAUGGCACGGCCCGGUCUGGCCCAGUGCAACGUCGAACGCGAACCUGGCUUAAAUCAUGAGUUGUCAAUCUCAGUGAAGAAUAUGCGUGACCAGUCGUGUACGGUUAAACAGAUCUCUGUCAGUUUCGGCCCUAAAAUAAGUCCACAGUUGAUCGUCCAGAUGAAAUACUCUUGGGGGGGGGGGGGGCUUUAUUUAAAAAAACUAACAUCAAGAAUUUGUUGGUCGGUAAAUUGUAAUAUCAAUAGACUAUGUAUGUAUGGAUAUGUUUUUAUCACUCACGAUCUGUACCGCCAUUAAACUGAAUGACACAUGG
Hypomesus transpacificus is the source of this 2291-nucleotide messenger RNA. It is a transcript of the gene farsb, whose product is annotated as phenylalanyl-tRNA synthetase subunit beta. The transcript is spliced from 17 exons. Gene Ontology annotation, cellular component: cytoplasm; phenylalanine-tRNA ligase complex. The record is from RefSeq and is a predicted model, not a curated record. Gene Ontology annotation, molecular function: RNA binding; ATP binding; magnesium ion binding. Lineage: Eukaryota; Metazoa; Chordata; Actinopteri; Osmeriformes; Osmeridae. Gene Ontology annotation, biological process: phenylalanyl-tRNA aminoacylation. Bases 63 to 1829 code for a protein of 588 amino acids.